Phaeodactylum tricornutum CCAP 1055/1 is the source of this 2780-nucleotide messenger RNA. RefSeq lists its product with no specific name. Gene Ontology annotation, molecular function: ubiquitin protein ligase activity. The coding region runs from base 80 to 2626 and encodes 848 amino acids. Gene Ontology annotation, cellular component: cytosol; ubiquitin ligase complex. The record is from RefSeq and is a predicted model, not a curated record. The transcript has a single exon. Lineage: Eukaryota; Bacillariophyta; Bacillariophyceae; Surirellales; Neidiaceae. Gene Ontology annotation, biological process: ubiquitin-dependent protein catabolic process; protein ubiquitination.
CGUACUGGUAGUCCCUUACCAGAACUGCGACGAGCAAAACGACUAGCGGAAACUGGGUACGCAGCGACCUAUAGUAGUCAUGUUAGAAGGCAAUGACAACAUUGGGAGCAAUCCUGCGGGUGCUGCUACGGGCUUACGAAGGCGUCGUGGAGUCGUAGACAUGGCACCGGAUCUAAACAACGAGAACGACGCGACCGCGGCACACGAAAUCCUAGAGGCCGUGCAUCCGCCACAGCGACCCUUGAACAAUCCUCUUCCUCGCCAACACUCCGCUUCUCGUGUUGCGUCUACUGCGUCAUCAUUCACAGCACGAAGGAUGUCCUCGUGGUACGGAUGGUUGUCCGCGGUGGCGGCUUGUCUAGCGAUUGUCACUACGAAUCAGCCAGAGCCGUUCUGGCAGUUGGUUCGUGAAUGCGUUCCGGCGGGUAUCGUAGAACCAGCGACUUCGAUAAUUCUCUCUGGCGCAAAGUCCACCCCGUCAACGUUGACCUGGAAUACCGAAGCAUGGGGAGGAUUCUUCUCCUUCUUGACGCCGCCAUCGUCGACUUCUACUACAGAAUUUUGGAGCAACGGUAUGGAACAGCGUCAAGAAAUUUCGUCUCCUAUCGUUGAGGAAAAUAAUCGAAAAGUUCCGAAGUACUUAGAGACGAAGGGAGGGGGGAUUCCUGUCUGGUUACGCUGGAUUCCAGGAAUUUACUCCCCAGCUCCCAGUCCUUCAUUGUCCGAAGGCACUGCUUUUACCAAAAAUAGAAAGGAUUCCAGCAGCAUGGCCGCUGCGAUACGGGGCAAGCUCGAUUCGUUCGAAACGACGAUCCUUCAAGCGGCCUUUACAGUAGCUGCGACGGUAGAAGUUAUCGUUUGGACGACGCUUUCACUGAUCUCAAAAUGGCCCGCUGUUUUGAAGUCGCUCGUUGAUCCGGCCAUUCUGCAUCCGUCAGCGAGUACGACUGCGACCGACCUGAUCGAUAAAAUACUUACUUCGACACCACGUUUACUCUGUAUUGCCAACAUCUUCUUGGCAGUCACGUAUAUCUUUCAUCAAGCCGUGGCGGAGUGGUUCUUGGGUUCGAAUGGUUCCAGCCGCCGCGAUAUGGCGAGUCGGGAACAACGGCUGGGUGGCUUUCUUGUAUUCAAGUUACUACUUAUUUCAGCGGUUGUGGGGCCCGACACGCUUGAUCUCCUAAUACUACUCUCCUGGUAUACCUGCCUUUCCUUGUUGCGGUCGCUCGGUGUAUUGUGUGCGAAUGUUACUACCCACACAUCCCAGUCGGGCCAACCCCCUCGCCCGGGAGUGUGGCACUUGUUGACGGGUGUACUUGUGGCAGACUUUUUGGCCGCUGCCGUAUGUGUUGGUCUCUUUCACGGGGCAGGAUGGGGUAUGGUGGCUCUCCUUACCUGUGACUGUGCCUUACUGGCCAUGGACAUUAUUUGUCACCUGCUGUCCCAUUUGUCACAGGUGUUAGAGCAACAACACGGAAGAGUCGUUCAACGUUGGCAAGAGCAGCGGGGACUCGGCGAAGAGCCUGUUAGUACAGGUAGGGUUUGGAGGUUUCCCGAGUCAGCAGAAGGGAUCAACGAACAUGAUAGUGUCGAUGCGGAUACUGCGCCGGAUCAAGGUCCAUCGGCUGGAAUGGAGCACCGUCUCGAACAGUAUGAAAAGCAACAUUCGCGUCGUGUUGCUAUUCUGGAUUCUACUAUUUUCGCCUUGCAGCUAGGAGGCCACGUCUUAACCGUCGCGCAUUUUUUACAUAUUUGGAAAGUGCACGGUUUCCAAUUUACCUUAAUUGACGGUGUCUUGGCCCUGCAUCUGAAUUCAGCGAUCACCAGUCUCUCGAAGAAGAUUGCCUCCCGACGGAAUUUGCACCGAAUUGCCCGUGAUUUGAACACGACCUUUGUAGAUGCCUCGGAAUGGGAUUUACGGAAAGCUGCAGCCUCCGGUGAUGUCUGCUGUAUUUGUUUGGGAGUCCUUACAAGCGAUGUCAAGAAAAUAUCCUGCGGACACUUGUAUCAUACGCAGUGUCUUCGGGAAGUUGUUGCGCGGGCCAGAUCCAUGCAGACGGCACGAUGUCCCUUGUGUCGAGCUUCGGUAGUCGAUGGACGGUAUGCGAAUGAUACAAGCACCGCGAUACCCCGAAAUGAGCGAGGCGCUGAGGUCAACGAAGCCACGUUGGACCAAGCUUCAGGCAGACCACCAGACACUGUCGGAGUAGCACCUACAGCAGGCCCAAAUGCGAUAGGAACACUUCCCAACGGCGGGAAUGCUCUUUUUCGUUUCUCAACCGAAGGCAUCUUUCCCGCUUGGUUGCCAUUGCCCGGAUUCUCCUUCGAAGUCGUCCGACGCACAGCCGCCACAAGCAAUGCGAACACUACCGUUGAUUUAGUACCUUCACAGAUUCCUGAACCAUCUUUUAUAAGGCGUUUCCUGAUAUUGGCGGGGGCUAUUCCAUUGUCGCCGGAAGAGGAAGCUGUGGCUAUGGAGCAACUAGUCGACAUGUUUCCACAAUACGAUCGGGCUGAUUUGUUGCGGGAGUUACGAGCAAGAGGAUCGUCCGAGGGCGUUGCGGAAAUUAUACUCCUGGGGGCGUUUACAGGAAUACCGCGUGGUGGGGGCGGGGACGGCUUUUGAGAAAGAAGGGGAAGUUCGCCAAUGAAUGUGGCGGGCAGAUUUAAGCCUCCCUCAGAUCAACCAAAGAAAAAUAUCUGGUUUGAAGAGCGCUCAUUUGCAAAUCCCCCAAAUGUCUAAGUCUUAUGGCGUACAAAUAGUACACGUGUAUAAUUGC